AUGUACUCAACAUUAAUUGGAACUAACCCAACUGGGCACACAGUGUGCAAAGAAGUAAAGAGCGCGAAAAUCAACCAUUGGGGGAGAAAAGAGGGGAGGGAGAAGCGCAAAAAUCUACCCAAUGAGAGAUACCGGGGCCGCAUCUCAGCAGGCAGCAGAAGCACUUCCGUGCCCCCGUAUUUUGCCAGCGCCUGUUCAUCUGUCCCGCUGCACGGGCAACAGGCCCCGGGUCACACGCGAUCCGGGGACGAGGCUGUUGCAUGCCCAAGCCUCAAAACCAGGCUGAGCGAGCUGGUCCACCUGACCUGCUGCCGGAUCUGCGUGCGAGCCCUGUCUGGGACCAUCCGUUACCAUAACAAGCAGUACAGACCCCAGAAGGGAGGCAUUUGCAUCGCCAACCACACCUCCCCAAUAGACGUGUUAAUCUUGACAACAGACGGAUGCUACGCAAUGGUUGGCCAGGUUCACGGUGGGUUGAUGGGAAUUAUUCAGAGAGCUAUGGUCAAGGCUUGUCCACAUGUCUGGUUUGAACGCUCAGAAAUGAAGGAUCGACACCUGGUUACUAAGAGACUAAAAGAACACUAUCGCGGAUAAGAGAAAUUGCCCAUAUUAAUCUUUCCCGAAG
This is a messenger RNA of Microcebus murinus (gray mouse lemur), 625 nucleotides long. The record is from RefSeq and is a predicted model, not a curated record. NCBI's taxonomy places the organism in Eukaryota, Metazoa, Chordata, Mammalia, Primates, Cheirogaleidae.